AGACAGUGCUAAAAGGGAGGAACGAAUCUCACGCUCCCUGCGCCAUACAGACAUCCUGAAUCAGUCCUCACCAUUGCUCACGACGGCGAAAAAUGUCCCGAACAAUGAUAUGAUUAACUUGUCCGAAAAGCGUAGCGGCAGCCAUGGCGGGGACUUCGGCUUCAUCGAGUGUCUAUCGAGCGAUUUUCCGGGCUGGAAGGAGGCGGGGAUUCCUCUCGUGUCUCGUAUGCCUUCUCCUCCUUCCUAUCUGGGCUUCUCUCAGUUUCGAAAACGUCUACUAUAUACGGCGUCACAGAGAGCUCCUUCAGAAGGCGACAAGUGAAAUACCGUUUAGCGUCACAAGUAAAACCGUAGAGGUGCCCUAUGACGUCACAAGUAAAAACGUAGAAGUGCUUUCUGACGUCACGAGUAAAAAGCUAGAGACGCCCUAUGACGUCACGAGUAAAAAGCUAGAGACGCCCUAUGACGUCACGAGUAAAAAGCUAGAGACGCCCUAUGACGUCAUGAGUAAAAAGCUAGAGCUUUAUGACGUAAAUGUUAAAAAGAUAGAUAAACCCAAUUACUCUGCAAUUAAGAAGCUAAAGGCACCCCGUGACGUCACAGAUACACCCCAUACCGUCGCUGGUGUAAGAUUAAAGAUACCCUGUAACGUCACCAGAGAAAAGCUUAUAGCGACCUUCAACGCCACAAGCGAAAAGCUAGAUAUGCCGAGUGACGUCACUAGCCAAAAGUUACCAUCCUAUGAUGUCCUGAAGAACGAUGACGUUGUGAACAGUAUUGCUGAGGAAAACAACAACGAAAGUGAAAAAAGUGAAAAGAUCAUUUUAUUGUGGAAGAAAUUUAGGAGGAAUGUUUCGGAAUGGCGACACAUAUUUUCCAGGCAGGAGCGGGGCGAGUGCGGGGGCGCGCCGUGCCGUGUGGUGUACGACAAGGCAUUCCUCCAGAAGGCCGACGCCGUGGUGAUCAGGCCGACCGUGCAUCGCUUGCCGCGCGCCAGGACGCCGAGCCAGCUUUGGAUUCUGUUCUCCGUGGAGGCCCCGACGCACCCCGAGUGGAACAUCGCCCGAGGCAAGAAGGGGGUCUUCAACUGGACCAUGACUUACCACGGGGACUCCGACGUGAUCAUGCCCUUUGGUCGCGUCCUGCCUCGCCCUCCCCAGCACCGUCAAGAGAGAAAGCGCGAUUACUGGUCUGAGAAAAAUGCCUCGCAGUUGGCCGUGUGGAUAACAUCACACUGCGAAACCCCCUCGAGACGCGAGGAGUACGUGGCUGCUCUUCGUCGGGUAGUCGGCGUCGACGUGUACGGGUCGUGCGGGAACCUCCCGAGCGGGACCCGAGACACCAUCGCCUACAUGCCGAAGGAGGUGUCCAGCACACACCUCGGCAGCUCCUACAUGUUCUACCUCGCCUUCGAAAACUCAAUCUGCGAAGACUACGUGACGGAGAAAUUCUUCAAGGCCCUGGCCAUGGACGUGGUGCCCGUGGUGCUGGGCGGGGCCAACUACUCGUCCAUAGCGCCCCCGAACUCCUUUGUCGAUGCCAUGGACUUCGCCAGCCCCGUCCUCCUGGGCGCUCAUCUGCUCUCGAUCGCUCGCAACCGCUCGCUUUAUAACAGCUUCUUCGCGUGGAAAAACGAGUACCAGAUAGACCUCGGCUUUCCUUUUUACCCCCUGGUGUGUGAUCUGUGCAGGAAGUUGCACCAAAGCAGUCGGCAAAGUGUGAGAACUUACACGGAUGUUGAGAGUUGGUUUAGAAAAGUAUCUCGAGAAUCUGUGAAUCUGAGUACGCUAGAGUCUAGGGCAAGUUGCUAG
Penaeus monodon (black tiger shrimp) is the source of this 1811-nucleotide messenger RNA. Its product is annotated as alpha-(1,3)-fucosyltransferase C-like. Gene Ontology annotation, molecular function: alpha-(1->3)-fucosyltransferase activity. The record is from RefSeq and is a predicted model, not a curated record. Lineage: Eukaryota; Metazoa; Arthropoda; Malacostraca; Decapoda; Penaeidae. The transcript is spliced from 11 exons. Gene Ontology annotation, cellular component: membrane. The coding region runs from base 144 to 1811 and encodes 555 amino acids.